CUCACGAAGGAUUUUUUAGAAUUCGCAAGAAGACGCAUACACAAGCGCAUAGUGGGAAUUAUAUUUCGUGCGGUAGGAAAAGUGUGUUCAGGGAGCACGGCAGAUCCGCCAGGCAUGCAAUAUAUGGUUUGACGUGCGCUUGAAAGAAACCAAAAUAGGGCUACCAGAGUGGAUGGUAUCGGGAUCUGAAAAACUGAUUUUGAUAUUGUGAUUUGUAAUGUUCGUGGGAAAUAACGUGCCUCUGUGUGUGAGCAUCGGUGUUGAGUGGAGGACAGCGAGAGGAGGGAGCCGGAAAGAGGCGACAGAAAAAAGACGGAGUGUCAACAGAUCUCAUCUGUUUCGAGAAAUAGCGGGAAUGUUAAAGGGGGCGACUGUAAUGAUCAAAGUGUCCUCCAAUAGAAUAAUCCGCUAUAGAAAGCUUUUGCGCACAGUCUGCGGGCAAUACGCAUCUCUUCGUAGGAGAAAUUGUUGCUUCUUCUGGCGUUUGUCAGUGGCAGCGUGAAUGACUGAAUGAAAAAAUCCUUCCCAACACAAACACAACCCAUAGGUGAGAGACAAAGAUCAACAUCCAUUCAAGGAUACGUAGCAACUACACUGCACAAUCAGGACAAGAAGUGUACCGUAUCACAAGUUGUGCUAGUACCACAGACUGUUCCAAAGAACAAUCAACAAUAACAGAAGUACAGAACAAGAACAAGACGAGUUCUCUCUCUCUCUCGAACAAGAAGAAGAAAUACGAAAAAAAGACGUAGUAAAAAAGACCUACCAGUACCAAAAGCACGGAAAAUGGUGAAGCUUAUCAUCCGAUCCUUGGCUGUUAUUGCCGCCGCUGCUGGCGUCAGCGGCAUUGCUGUUGGUGACAACAACCGCCGAGGAAAAGCUAUGAACCGUUUGAGUUGAUAGCGAUAAGAAAAACAAAGUUCUAAUAUUUCUCUCUUGAUUGCCAGAAAAGCAUGAUGAUCUUCGAGUUGAAAGUACUAGUGGGAUAUCAACGUGAUUGUGUUUCUGAUUCAUCUUCCCUGAUCAACCACACAGAAAAAGUGAAACCACUUCCUUUCCCAACUCAACAAACCCCCUUCCUCUAGCCCCAGUUCAUGAUCCGCAGCGUCGCUCGCACGGAACAGCACCAGGUCCAACAACAGGAAGAGGCGGCGAAGAAUGAAGAACCGAAGAAGGAGAUGAAGAAGGUGGAAGAGGACGCCGAAGAGGAGGACCUCAAAGACCUGGAGGAGGAGGAACAGCGUUUCAACGAAAAGCACCGCCAGCGUGCCGCGGCUUACCUUUAUGGUUUGUGUCAUGUUGACGCAGAGUGUUUUCUUUUUUUGUAGUAGAGUUUUAGUGAUCGAUCUUUGUUUUCUAAUUCUAAAUUUUCUAAAGAAGCAAGGUACAACUCCAAUCAUACGAAUUUGAAAGCAGCGCAUCGAUAUGACAUUGAUACUUAGAAGUCCGUGAAUCUUUAGAUUAUUUAGAUUUUUAUUUUGGGCUUGUCAGUCUCAGUUUCAUGAUAAACCGAUUUGUAUUCUAUUCAACUUUCCCCUCCUCCUUUAAACCGAGUUCCCUUUGGAUCCCCCUCUCUGUUUCAUACCAACGCAGCCUAUCAACGCGAGAUGCGACUGACGCGUGCCGUCAACGAUACCACCGCUGCACCAGGCAACUCCACUACAGCUGCACCAGCCAAGUCCGGAUCCCUUCGCGUGACUGCCUCCAUGGUCGCCACCACACUUGCUGGUGUGUAUGCCGGUGUCCAGCUGUUGUUCUAGACGGAAUUCUCCAGUCGGAAUAGGUGGAGGUGAUGGGUUACAAGCUGGAGGUGAUCGAGACGGAGUGGAGCUGAUGCAGAUGUGAAGGAGACAAGCUGGUCGGUGAGUCGCAGUUGAGGAGUUGAAGAACAGGGGAAGUUGAAGUUCUCGAUUGUAGAUGUGAGUUGUCCUUGAGUCUUGUUUUCGUUUGCUUGCCUUCUUGCUAGCCAUUUAGUUGGUAGUAUUUCGAAAAUUUAGACUUCUUGAUUUUUUUCAUCUGCACUCUUCUUGAGGAGUUGUCUUCAUCAUUCUUCAUCAGAUCUAUGGAGAGGAGGGGAGAGAUAGUUUUCGUUUUGUUGGAGAUGGAUAGCGAUAUUCUGUCCCACCUAAUGGAGAUUUUCGACAUUGGAUGGGUUCGAUCAGUAAAAUGAAAACGCUACUACAACUAGUCGUAAAGGUAGUAGUUCUUUCUGAUAUAAACACUACAGCACCACAUGAUGAGCAGUCAUUUUUGAUGUUUUUUUUGUUGUCUGCAAGAAAUGAUCUGUGAAAUUGAUUCACUAGCUACAAGAAAGUUCGUUUUUCUUUUUCCACUGAACAACAGCAAUACAUUGUACUAUUUGUUACAAUUUCUAUCACAAAAUUUACGAAGGGUUACUACAAGUGGUCAAUAUCAUAGUUUCUGUGAGUUUCGUUUUACAUUAAAAUAAGAAGUCCAGCAUUACAAGUUCGUUGAAACCGCUAAGAUCGUCGUAACACAUACAGGUUUCACAACAACUCGUCAGUAGCGUUGUCCAGACAUGCUUCUGAGAAAAAUGCACUUGUUAUAUCGAAUCCCUCUCCACCAAUGUCGUAUGAUGAUUUGUCACAGCUUCAAAUCUGUUUCUACAACUACAUCUACUGCAGAUCGUAUUUCUACUAGAGACGGUAAAUAAAGUGAUUUAAGAUCAUUACUGUAGUUGUGAAGAUUUAGAUUUGUUGUUGUCAGAUUUAGAAAAUUUAGAUCUUUAUGUCCAAGACAACAUGUUGUAGCUUCAUCUGUUCAAGCACCACACGGAUAUCAUCUUAGGUCCUUACACUUUUCCACGGUCAAGUAGUUAUGCUAUUGAUCCCUGGGCUUGUGCACAAGAAGGAUGACAAGCGUUGAAUUCAACUCUGUCUUCGCUUGGGGUUGUCUAUCAGACCAAGGUGAACAUGAUCGAAGGGGUGGAUGAUACACUUCUGGCUUUCCAACGUGGUGCACUUUUCUGAUAGCAACCGUUUCGGUUUCACUCUAUGUAGUUGAGGCUCCUCUUUCCCACAGGAG
Messenger RNA from Amoebophrya sp. A25, 3045 nucleotides. The record is from the annotation of a GenBank genome assembly. Lineage: Eukaryota; Dinophyceae; Syndiniales; Amoebophryaceae.